Molecule: messenger RNA, 408 nt
Organism: Penicillium arizonense
Lineage: Eukaryota; Fungi; Ascomycota; Eurotiomycetes; Eurotiales; Aspergillaceae
Product: hydrophobin family protein
Exons: 3
Coding region: 1-408 (135 amino acids)
Cellular component (GO): fungal-type cell wall
Molecular function (GO): structural constituent of cell wall
Source: RefSeq, a predicted model, not a curated record
AUGAAGUUCUUCAUCCCCACUGUUCUCCUCGCUGCCACUGCCAUGGCCCUGCCAUCCGCCAACAGCAACGUCUCUGACAACAAGGUGAAGGAUGCCGUCAACAAGUGUGGAAACGAAGCCAAGAUGUCUUGCUGCAACAAGAUCAACAAGAACGAGGGUGUUAGCCAGAACAACAUUGGAGUCUUGUCCAACGUUCUCGGUGCCAUUGGCAGCGACGGCCUCGGUAUCGGCCAGGGCUGCACUCAGCUUGAUAUCCCCGUGUCUGUUCUUGGUGCUGCCGGUCUGACCGACUUCCUCAAGAAGAACUGCCAGCAGAACAUUGCUUGUUGCCAGGACACCAGCUCCGAGGCUAACCACAACCUCGUUGGCGUUGCUCUCCCCUGUGUCAGCUUCGGCAGCAUUCUGUAA